Messenger RNA from Musca vetustissima, 1187 nucleotides. RefSeq names its product transmembrane protease serine 7-like. The transcript is spliced from 3 exons. Gene Ontology annotation, biological process: proteolysis. The record is from RefSeq and is a predicted model, not a curated record. The annotation marks the transcript as partial. Gene Ontology annotation, molecular function: serine-type endopeptidase activity. Lineage: Eukaryota; Metazoa; Arthropoda; Insecta; Diptera; Muscidae.
AUUGUGGUGUUCGACCACCAAGGAGAGAGCCAAGAUCAAGAUUUCCCUUUGAAGAUCCAAAAACAUCGCGUACAGCUAAAAUUAUAGCUGGAAGUCAUACCAAAGAAGGACAAUAUCCUUGGCAAGCAUCUCUAGAAUUACUACACCCCUCACUUGGAUUCCUUGGACAUUGGUGUGGAGCGGUGCUAAUUCAUCAAUAUUGGAUAUUAUCAGCUGCACAUUGUGUACAUAAUGAUCUCUUUAAUUUACCCCUACCCCCGCUGUGGACUGUAGUUUUAGGUGAAUAUAAUCGUGCUGUGGAAUCAGGAUACGAACAACGAAUACCAGUUGAAAAAAUAGUUCUCCAUAAAAGUUAUCAAAAUUUCCUACACGAUUUGGUCUUGAUGAAGCUAUCAAAACCUGCCGAUUUAUCUAAAAAAUCCAAUAUACGAAGAAUUUGUUUACCAUUUCUGUUCAAUGAACCCGUCUAUGCAGAAUAUGAAGAUGAGGAGGACUUGGAGGCAGAGGAAUUAGAUGACCCGCUACUAAUGGAUUUGGUACAAGUUCCCGAUAAAAUGGAAAAUUUCCUUCGAAGUUUUCAAAGUAUUCGACGUCAUCGUAAUAUUACAAUGCCAACAAUGAAAGAUUUAUUAGAUUUGAAAAUAUCAAAUCGUCUGAAACGGCAACAAAAAACUGCUGGACGUCAAGGUAGUGAUAGAGGUCGUAAUGGUCGAAGUAUUCGACGAAGAAAUGAUAAAAUAUUGAAAAUCUUUCAAUAUUCUAAUGAAAAUUAUGAAAUGUCGGAAGAGAAACAUUUUCAUCGUUAUAUUGACAAUAAUCCAGAUCUGCCCUAUAUCGAUUGUGUGGCAACGGGUUGGGGUAAAGCAAAUGUUUCGGGAGAUUUAACUGAUUUGUUGUUGAAAACAAAUGUCCCGCUGCACAACAAUAGAAGAUGUAAAGAUGCAUAUGGUACCUUUGUCCGAAUACAUCGAGGACAUUUGUGUGCUGGAAAGCUGAAUGGCAAAGGCGGAACAUGUGUGGGUGAUUCUGGUGGUCCCUUGCAGUGUCGUCUAACAAAAACUGGUCCCUGGAUUCUGGCUGGUAUAACAUCAUUCGGUUCUGGCUGUUCCAUUGAAGGUUACCCCGAUGUCUACACAAGAAUAUCACAUUAUAUGAAAUGGAUACAGGAUACAAUAGCUUUUGAAUAA